AAACAUAUGUAUGAUUAAAUGGCUUAACAAAGCAAAGUAUAUUGAUAUAUUUUUGUAUAUGUCUUAGUGUAUUAUUUCAAAAUUUUAUAAUAAAUAAACAAUUAGAAGAAAGAAAAAAAGGAAGCCUUUUUAUCCGUAAACCAUUAUUUUCUUACCCAUUCUCUUCGUCUCCAACAUCUCAUCAGGAUGUUAUCGUCAUUAGGGAUGAUAUGCAGUUGCUCUUACAAACCCUCUACUCCAACAAGUUUCCAUGGUGACUCACUCCCUUCCAACCCCCACACCUUUAAUUUCAACCUACCCAAGCUCUCUGCUCACCCUAAACUUAUCCAUGGUUCCACAACAUUUCGGAACCGCGCUCCUGCUAUAGCGGCGGCAGCGGAAACAAUUGCAACAGAAACGCCCCUAGAAUCUGAGAAGCUGGGAGUGGUGGUGAAGCCGAUGGAGAAACCAAGGUUAGUGUUGAAGUUCAUCUGGAUGGAGAAAAACAUCGGUUUAGCACUAGACCAAGUGAUUCCAGGACACGGGAGUAUUCCAGUAAGUCCUUACUAUUUUUGGCCAAGGAAAGAUGCUUGGGAAGAGCUUAAAGUGAUGCUCGAGAGUAAGCCAUGGAUUUCUCAAAAGCAGAUUGUGGCGACCUGUUGCAGGUUGAUAGAGGUGAUUGCCAUUUAA
Lactuca saligna is the source of this 669-nucleotide messenger RNA. Lineage: Eukaryota; Viridiplantae; Streptophyta; Magnoliopsida; Asterales; Asteraceae. The record is from the annotation of a GenBank genome assembly.